Molecule: messenger RNA, 4428 nt
Organism: Mus musculus (house mouse)
Lineage: Eukaryota; Metazoa; Chordata; Mammalia; Rodentia; Muridae
Gene: Fbxw11
Product: F-box and WD-40 domain protein 11
Exons: 15
Coding region: 550-2145 (531 amino acids)
Biological process (GO): positive regulation of circadian rhythm; SCF-dependent proteasomal ubiquitin-dependent protein catabolic process; protein polyubiquitination
Cellular component (GO): cytoplasm; nucleus
Molecular function (GO): ubiquitin-protein transferase activity; protein dimerization activity
Source: RefSeq, a predicted model, not a curated record
ACUCACAGCCCUGCGCUCCCCUAGGUGCUCUCUCCGGUGGCAGAAGCCGGCAGAUUGGACCAAGCGGCUUCUUGCUCCCACAAAGCUGCGCGAGCCGCCGCGGCUGCCGGGAGUUGUAGUCUUCGCUGUGCGUCCUGCGUCGGCCGAGGGUGAGGGCGGAGCUGCGGGCGGCCCGGGCGGGCUGGCAGCUAGAGUGGGUGCGAGAGCUGCCUCCACCGCCGCCGCCGCCACCGCCUCCUCCGCCCGGGCCGAUCGCUGCUGAGCGGAGAGAGCGAGGCGGGGCCGCCGGGGCCGCCAUGGAGCCCGACUCGGUGAUUGAAGACAAGACCAUCGAGCUCAUGUUACCGAAGUGCAUGUUUGGGAUUUUGUUGAAGAAAGCUGGAUACAGUAAACGGAAAGAAUCUUGGAAGAUGCUUGACUGCUGUCUUUUCUCAGACUAGUCUGAAGGGAAUCCCCCAUUCAUUCAGUGGUGGAUCUGAAGUGCAAAAUACUUUCCAGUGUUCUGUGCCAAGGUCUUUGUGGCUAGGCUGCGCCAACCUGGUAGAGAGCAUGUGCGCACUGAGUUGCCUGCAGAGCAUGCCCAGUGUCAGAUGUCUCCAGAACACUUCAGUUAUGGAAGAUCAAAAUGAAGAUGAGUCCCCAAAGAAAAGUGCUCUUUGGCAGAUCAGUAAUGGAACGUCAUCUGUGAUUGUCUCCAGAAAGAGGCCGUCAGAGGGGAACUACCAGAAAGAAAAGGACUUGUGCAUUAAGUACUUUGACCAGUGGUCUGAAUCAGAUCAGGUGGAAUUUGUGGAGCAUCUUAUCUCACGGAUGUGUCAUUAUCAGCAUGGACAUAUUAACUCUUACCUGAAGCCCAUGUUGCAGCGGGACUUUAUCACUGCUUUACCAGAGCAAGGCUUAGAUCACAUAGCAGAAAACAUUCUCUCCUACCUGGAUGCCAGGUCUCUGUGUGCAGCAGAGCUGGUGUGUAAAGAAUGGCAGCGAGUGAUCUCAGAAGGGAUGCUUUGGAAGAAGCUGAUUGAGAGGAUGGUGCGCACCGACCCUCUCUGGAAGGGACUCUCAGAAAGAAGAGGCUGGGAUCAGUACCUGUUUAAAAACAGACCUACAGAUGGCCCUCCCAACUCAUUUUAUAGAUCAUUAUACCCAAAGAUUAUCCAGGACAUAGAGACCAUAGAAUCCAACUGGCGGUGUGGACGACACAACUUGCAGAGGAUCCAGUGCCGCUCUGAAAAUAGUAAGGGUGUCUACUGUUUGCAAUAUGAUGAUGACAAAAUUAUCAGUGGCCUCCGGGACAACUCUAUCAAGAUCUGGGAUAAAAGCAGCUUGGAAUGUUUGAAAGUGCUAACGGGCCACACAGGCUCUGUCCUCUGCCUCCAGUAUGAUGAGCGAGUCAUUGUAACUGGUUCUUCAGACUCCACGGUGAGAGUCUGGGAUGUGAACACUGGUGAGGUGCUCAACACACUCAUCCACCACAAUGAAGCCGUACUGCACUUACGCUUCAGCAAUGGACUGAUGGUGACUUGUUCCAAGGACCGUUCCAUUGCCGUGUGGGACAUGGCUUCUGCCACCGAUAUCACUUUACGCCGUGUUCUGGUUGGCCACCGUGCUGCUGUCAAUGUAGUAGACUUUGAUGAUAAAUACAUCGUGUCUGCUUCAGGAGACAGGACCAUUAAAGUGUGGAGCACGAGCACAUGUGAGUUUGUCCGCACUCUGAAUGGGCACAAGCGAGGCAUCGCCUGUCUGCAGUACCGCGACCGGCUUGUUGUUAGUGGAUCAUCAGAUAAUACCAUCCGGUUAUGGGAUAUUGAAUGUGGUGCCUGUUUAAGAGUCCUAGAGGGGCACGAAGAAUUGGUCCGGUGCAUCCGUUUUGAUAACAAGAGGAUUGUCAGUGGCGCCUAUGAUGGGAAGAUUAAAGUCUGGGACUUGCAGGCUGCUCUUGACCCUCGGGCCCCAGCAAGCACAUUGUGUCUGCGCACCUUGGUGGAACACUCUGGACGUGUGUUUCGGCUGCAGUUUGAUGAGUUUCAGAUCAUCAGCAGCUCCCAUGAUGACACUAUUUUGAUUUGGGAUUUCUUAAAUGUGCCUCCCAGUGCCCAGAAUGAGACCCGCUCUCCCUCCAGAACCUACACCUAUAUCUCCAGAUAGCAGCCUGCACUUUGGCCCAAUCUGGGUUUCCUGGUCUUGAACUACUGGCUAUAUGGCUAUCACAUGCCUAAGGGAGUUCGUUCACAGCUGAGUUUGGGGCUGGACUGGUUCCAGAUGCUGGGUAGAUACAGAGCAGCCCCACCCCUCAAGCCCUGACAUUCUCACUGCACCCCAGCUCUACUUGGAGAAGGACUCCUUAGCUCUCCACUGCAAGUAGAGCAGCAGCUCAUGUCCCUCCCUUCAGUGAAGACCCCAGCGCUUCCCAUGCACACGUUCCCACGAAGGACACAGCAAGGACUGUCAGGAGAAGCCCUGCUUCUAACUUAUGUCGUCGCUUUGCGCCUUGGUUUGGUACUAAAAGCAGCCUUGCAUUCUCGGUGAAGUGCUGGGUGCCAAACGACUACACAGCGUCUUCAGGGCUUUCCUCUCCAGCAGCAGCUUCUCCUUAGACCGUCAGUCACAGUCACCGUCGCUCUGACGUGCAUAGGAAUGUGUCGGACAAUGGGCAGAUCUGGAUUAUCUUAGUAUUUUUGGAUUACACUUUCUUUCUGUUUGUUUCUUUUAAUUUAAAGAAUAAGUGGGCUAUAUUACCUCUGCACAGGUGAUAUAGCUAUUUUCUUUUAUUAACUGUUCUCUGUUCUUCCUCAUCUUCUGAUAUUUGGUAGAGUAACACCUUUAUCCGAGUGCUUGCCUCCUAAUUUAAAAUACUGUAUCCGCAUGUAGAUAGAGUGUACAUAACAGUCCAAGCUCAAGGGUGCUGGCCGGCCCCCUGCACCUGAGACACUACUGUGGAGAUUGUCACACCUACUCCAGGGUUGCUGUGCUGGCCUAGAGCCUCCUUCAGUAUUCACUUGGGUUUUAGUUGUCACUGUCUUUGUGUGUGCUGUGUGUUUUCAGACAGAACUUGAGAAGUCUCCCAUGUUUAUUUGUUGUGUGGCAUCUGCAGUGGGCAGGUAUCUUCACAGUCUCCACAUUGCUGUUCUUUUCCUCACGCUUACCCCUAGAGCUAGUGCUCACCUCCUUGGGGUGAUCAUUAGCUUCUCUGUCCAACAUCCUACCACACGGCAGUGACCCUGAGAUGGAGAUGGCGGCCAGUGGACAGGGCUCCUGGCUCUGGGCUCCCUGUACUCGGAUGGGUGUUGGGGGCUAUAGAGUUAGAGCCUGUGGAGCAGGUCAGCUGGCCAGAGCCCACAUUAGGGACAAGGCACUCCUCUGUGUGUGGGGCACAGCCUCAGGCCCUGUCAGCUCUGCUGUCACUCAUCACUGUGAGAGUGGCACCCAGGCAGGACAUUGGUGACAUUAUUUCCCUCUUUCAAAAUUAGGUUUUGAUUUCCCCUUGCCAUUGUUUCCAAAGAUGAAGGAAUGUUAGUACGGUUUUAAAGGACCAACCAGCCCCUCCCAGUGAAUGAAGCCUCUUCCCAUGGAAGCACACUCUAGGAGAGAGAAGGCCUCUGGGCUCCACCUGGCCUGGCAUUAUGAAUGCAGUGGGGUCAGUGUGUGGUGGAUGUGUGUACUGGGUUGGCUUUCCUUUUUAGUUUUUUUACUUUUUAGUUUAGUUUGUUCUUUUCCUUCCCCAAUAAAUCAUUCUCACAUGCUUCCAUGUUUGUUUCUGAGAGGUGGGGGCUCAAAUGUAUAGAAAGUAGGCCCCAGUCCAUAAGGAGGUGUGAACACACCCCCUUACUGCUUAUCACCCAUUUGACAGGAACGCCCAGGAGGGGAGGGGGAGGGGAAGAAGUGAGUUCUGCACAGUCGGACAUUUCUGUUGCUUUUGCAUGUUUAAUAUAGACGUUCCUGUCGAUCCUUGGGAGAUCAUGGCCUUCAGAUAUGCACACGACCUUUGAAUUGUGCCUACUAAUUAUAGCAGGGGACUUGGGUACCCAAGGAAUUCCAAUUUCUGGGAUUACAGUAGUAAUUCCCAGCUGUACUCUGGACUUGAUUUUGCUAACUGUAACUGAGCAACUGUAAAUUACUGCUAUAUUAAUGUGUUAAAGCACUGGGGUAGUCUAAUUCUAACUGGUAAUUAUGUUUGCCAAUUAUCUGUUUGAAAUAAAUAUGUGUCUGAACAGCUAUUGAAACUGUUAAAUUGUACAGAUAUUAUCAUGACGGCUUUGUACUGUGGAAUGUGCUUAAUAAAAACAAAAGUUUGACCUUUGUCCAAUAAAUUGCUAAGUAAUGUCAAUAAAUCAAGAUGAGUAUUAUGCAGUACACCUGACCUGGCUUCCUGGCGAUUGUUACUUCAGCUACUGAUUCAAGCCAAUCCUCUAAAUAAAGUGUUGCAGUGCU